Molecule: messenger RNA, 1776 nt
Organism: Brassica napus (rape)
Lineage: Eukaryota; Viridiplantae; Streptophyta; Magnoliopsida; Brassicales; Brassicaceae
Exons: 4
Coding region: 1-1776 (591 amino acids)
Source: RefSeq, a predicted model, not a curated record
AUGUUCUAUUUGCCUAUUACGGAGAGGUUGAAGCGUCUUUACCAACAAGAGGCUACUGCAUCACAAAUUCGAUGGCACGCAGAACAUGACUCGCCAGAAGGAGAAAUGCACCACCCUUCUGAUGCAGCAGCGUGGAAGCAUUUUAACAAGGUAUAUCCUGAUUUCACUGCGGAAAGUCGAAAUGUUUAUCUAGGAUUAGAAACAAAUGGAUUUAAUCCAGUGGGUAUGAGCGGUGAAUCCCACUCGGUUUGGCCCGUCAUCGUAACCCCGUAUAACCUACCUCAUGGUAUGUGUAUGAAAAGAGAAUAUUUCUUUUUAUCAGUACUAGUUCCUUGGCCAAGGCAUCCAAAGAAGAGCAUUGAUAUCAAUCUGCAGCCGUUAAUUGAAGAACUAAAAAGUUUGUGGAGCGAUGGAGUUGAAGCAUAUGAUGUCUCGAAGAAGCAAACUUUUACGAUGCGAGCCGCACUAAUGCGGACAAUUAAUGACUUUCCCGCUUACGGCAUGAUGUUCGGAUGGAUGACUCAUAGCCGUUUAGCUUGUCCAUAUUGUCUUGAUGAUACAAAGUCUUUUUGGUUGCAACAUGGAAGGAAGCAUAGCUGGUUUGACAGCCAUAGAAUGUUCUUGCCUAGGGAGCAUCCUUACAGAAGAAAUGUCCAAGCUUUUCGAAAGGGGAAGACAGUAACUGAUGAUCCUCCACCAUGGUUGACGGGAGAAGAAAUUCUCCGCGAAAGAAUCAACAACAUCGAAGGACUGAAGAAAACUGUCGAUUGUGGAGGAAAUGGACACGAGAAACCUGCGAGCACUAUAAACGGCUACGGCAAAGACCACAAUUGGGUGAAGAAAAGUAUCUUUUUGGAGUUGCCGUAUUGGGAAAACCUUCUUCUUCGCCACAACUUGGACUUCAUGCACGUUGAGAAAAAUUUCUUUGAUUAUCUUAUCAACACGGUGCUUAAUGUUCCCGGGAAGACAAAAGAUAAUGCAAAGUCAAGGAUGAAUCUACCUGAUUUGUGCAGACGGUCUGAGUUACAUAUGAAGGAUGAUGGAACGAUGCCAGUCCCGAUAUUCCGGUUGUCGAAGGAGGAGAAAAAAAGAAUUUCUGCGAUGGGACUUCUCCCAUUUGCGUUUAAGGAAUUACUUCUCAAAAGUGUUCACAUUGCCAUUUCAGAGAUAGCACUCUUCUUUCGUGAUAUCUCUGCGAAUAUACUUAAACACGAAGAUGUUGCCAUUUUGAAAGAAAACAUUGCGGUGAAGCUUUGCAAUUUGGAGAAGAUUUUUCCACCGUCGUUCUUCGACGUUAUGGAACAUCUGGCUGUACAUUUAGCAGACGAAGCUGCUUUAGGUGGUCCAGUGCAAUAUAGAUGGAUGUAUCCUUUCGAGCGAUACAUGUACCAUCUGGAAAAAAAAGUUAAAAAUAAGGCACACAUUGGAGGUUCCAUCGUUGCACAAUAUGUGAAUGAGAAAAUAUCUACCGCUUCUGCUAACUUCUUUGGUAAUCCACAAGUGGUACCUGAGGUUCCACUUCCCGGAGAAGUUCGGUUUACAUAUCAAUAUCCAGAUGUGCCUAACUUGUUUUAUCACGAAGGUCGGGUUAGUGGAAAAUCUGAAGAGAAAUGGCUAACCGAUGAUGACUAUACCGUCCUCCAGACUUUUCUGAUGCUCAAUUGUGAUACAUUCAAAUCCUACGAAAGGAUGUUCGAGGAGUUUAUGAUGGAGAGAAACCCAUAUAUGUCUAGUAAUGACCUACAAAUACUGAAAGACCAACAAUUUGCCGAAUGA